CUAGUCUCUGGCUAGCAGAGGGGCGUGACUGCAAAGCCUGCUCUCCAGAUGAGACGUUGGCCUCUCUGCUGUGUCAUAGCUGACAACAGAGGCACGGGGAAGGCAACGCGGAGAAAUCUAUGAGCAGCAAGCAGCCGGGGAUCACUGUGAGUUGGACCAUUACACAAGGCAGGGUGGGGAGCCGAACUACCCACAGGAACAGCUGGACACCUACGGAGUUGACCGAUAAAAAUCGUUCUGGAAAAAAUAUCAGAAAAUCAGUGUGAAUUCAUUUAGAUUCUGUUCAAACUCUCAUCAAGUCUCAUUCAGAUUUUCAACUACCAAGUGGCUGUGGUCAGAGCAGCCGUGAGUUAUUUUCGCCUUCAUGAGGUACGGAGGGCAUCUCGUGAUUUGGGAAUUGCAGCUGGUCCUGCUUUUCCUUGUAAAAGUUAAAGCUGAAGACUCUACAGCUGCUUGUCCUGAAGGGUAUAUCAGUGAUGCAAAGGCAGUCUGCGUAGAUGAGAAUGAGUGCAACACUGACGAAGACGAACCAAGCAUACCAUGUGGUGAUAAUGCAAAGUGCUUCAACACAGAGGGCAGCUACUACUGUCAGUGUGGGUCCGGAUUCAGGUCCACGAAGGGAAGUGUCAACUUCACGGGUGAAAAUCCAGACAAAUGCCAAGAUAUCAAUGAGUGCACAGUGGAGAACAUAGACUGCGGGCCCAAUGCCGCCUGUGUAAACAAUGAAGGAAGUUAUGGUUGUGUCUGUGAGAUUGGGUUUAGAGCAAGCAACGGAAAAGAGACAUUUUUGGAUGGCAAAGGUGUCACAUGUCAAGAUAUCAAUGAGUGCACAGUGGACGACAUAGACUGCGGGCCCAAUGCCGCCUGUGUAAACAAUGCAGGAAGUUAUGCUUGUUUCUGUGAGGUUGGGUUUGUAACAAGCAGUGGAGGGACCUUUUCGGAUGGCCAAAAAUGUCAAGACAAAGAUGAGUGUGCCCUAAACACCACUAUUUGUGGGGGAAAUGCCAGAUGCUACAACAACCAAGGGUCCUACUACUGUAUCUGUAACCCUGGCUUCAGUAGCAACAACAAAACCGGUAUUUGUGAAGAUACAAACGAGUGUGAAAUAACAGACAUUUGUGUGGAAAACGCCAAAUGUAACAACAUUCCAGGAGGCCACUACUGCGUCUGCAACCCUGGCUUCAGACUUGGAUCUGGAAACACCAACUUCACCACCAAAACUGAAUCUUGUGAAGACAUAUGCAAUAUGGACGCCGCCAUCUGUGGAGGAGGAGCAUGCCGCCAGGGCCCUGAUGGUCACGAAUGCGUUUGUCACAAAGGAUAUACCAACUACGGCUUCAAUCAGGAAGCAUGCACAGCAUUAAGCUGUGAUGGGACUCUGGAUGAUGUCAGCGUUGGCCAGACUCUGCCUGAACUGGAGGCUCUUCAUUCCAUGCUGAGCGGCCUGUGCAUGAGACUGACUGAGAACAAUGCGACAGGGACUUCAGCACAGAAAGGAGCCCUGGAUGGAGAGGCGCUGUUAAUGCAACUCCUGUCCCUAAUAGAUAACCUGUUGUCUAAAGGACCCCUCAGAGACCACAAGCAAGUCACCUUUUUGUUGUCUGCCGUUGAGGGAGCACUGAAACAACUUGGACAACUUCUAAAUUACCCGAAAACCAAGAAGUCAACCAAAUAUGUUGAGGUGGAACUGUUGGUGGAGAGGGGGGAUUCUUCCCCAACUGGGAAUGUCAGUCUUCUUUCCGAGAACGCCCAACUGGACACACACUGGGAGACAGCGACAGGGGCUGCAUUCUCUGGAUUUCCCACCGUUGCCUUGCUGACCUAUAAGAACCUGGAGGAAUCAACUAAUGAUUAUUUCGGUGUAACUCCAGAUAAAGCAAACCAAAGGUUCCAGAUCAACUCAAAAGUAGUGACUGCAACAGUUAGCAAUGCGAACACAACACAGCUGGCGAAGAACAUCACCCUCUCUUUCCCCCACCUCAAUUCAAAAGAGGAACAACACAAGUGUGUUUACUGGGACCACGAAGGCGGGGUGUGGUCGGAUCGUGGGUGUACUGUGGUGACGUCCGGUGCUAACCACACGGUGUGCUCAUGCAGCCAUCUUAGCAGCUUCGCCGUGCUCAUGGCUCUCUACGAGGUCGAGGACACCUUUGAGCUGCUCAUGAUCACCUGGGUGGGGAUGUCUCUGUCGCUGGUGUGCCUCCUGACCUGCAUCCUUACCUUCGCCUGCUGCCGCUCCAUCCAGAACACCCGCAACACCAUCCACCUGCACCUCAGCCUCAGCCUCUUCAUCGCCAGCGUCAUCUUCCUGGCCGGCAUCUCCCGCACCGAAAACCAGACGGGCUGUGCAUUGGUGGCGGGGAUGCUGCACUACUUCUACCUGGCGUCCUUCUGCUGGAUGUGCCUGGAGGGUGUGCAGCUGUUCCGGAUGGUGGUGCUGGUCUUCAACACCACCCUGCGGUCCCGCUACAUGAUGGCAGCCGGCUACGGCGUCCCUGCGCUCAUAGUGGCCAUUUCGGCCAUGGUCAACGCCAAAGGAUACGGUUCCAAGCGCCUGUGCUGGUUUGAUGUGAAGGAAAACGGCUUCAUCUGGAGUUUCCUGGGCCCUGUCAUUGUCAUCAUUGCUGCAAAUGUCUUCUUCUUCCUCAUAACAGUCUACAAGCUUGCUGAGAAGUUCUCCAGUCUCAAUCCUGAUCUCAACAACCUGCGUAAAAUCAAGGUAUUCACAACCACUGCAGUAGCUCAGCUUGCCGUGCUGGGCAGCAUGUGGAUCUUUGGCUGCUUCCAGUUUAACAAGUCCACCAUGGCCAUGUCGUACAUUUUCACCUUCCUGAACUCCCUGCAAGGCGUGCUGAUGUUUGUCAUGCACUGCCUGCUCAACAAGCAAGUGAGAGAGGAGUACGGUAAAUUCAUGUCCUGCAUCUGUGCUCCACACAAGACCAAGUACUCGGACUUCUCUGGCUCAAACCAGUCCAAGACUCAGACGUCCAAGAGUGCCCAGAACACUGGAGAGUCCCACAUCUGAGAGCUCUAUGGUCAAUCCACGGGACUCUUCCCACUGAGGCAACUGGGUCACUAGUCUGCGCCUUGGGGGGAUUCAUGCCUUUUUUUAGAAUGCACUUUUCCGGGGAAUUAUGCUAUUGGCGAGGAGUCAUUCAAUAAGAAUGUAUUGCUGUAUUUAUAGUGCUCUUAGUGCCUUGACAAUCUGCUCAGGGGGUUAUUUGUUGUUAUUUGUUGACGGGGGGGGGGGGGGGCCUUAACUUGUGGCCAAAAUGUCUUACAUACAUUUAAAAAAUAUCUAGAAUGUUUGUAUUUCUCUUAUAAGGUAUUUAUGGUUUUGAUGUUGUUGUUGUUGUUUUGUGUAUGUGUUUGUGUUUGAGGUUUUUUUUUGGG
This is a messenger RNA of Clupea harengus (Atlantic herring), 3393 nucleotides long. RefSeq names its product adhesion G protein-coupled receptor E5a (gene adgre5a). Gene Ontology annotation, molecular function: calcium ion binding; G protein-coupled receptor activity. NCBI's taxonomy places the organism in Eukaryota, Metazoa, Chordata, Actinopteri, Clupeiformes, Clupeidae. Gene Ontology annotation, cellular component: plasma membrane. Gene Ontology annotation, biological process: adenylate cyclase-activating G protein-coupled receptor signaling pathway; cell surface receptor signaling pathway. The record is from RefSeq and is a predicted model, not a curated record.